AUGGCGAGCUUAUUGGGAGCGAUUCUGAAGCACCCAGAAGAAAUAUACCCAAUGUUGAAGAUGAAGAUGGUGAUAAGGAAAGCAGAGAAGGUCAUUCCUGAUCAGAAACCACAUUGGGUUUUCUGCUACACCAUUCUUCACAAGGUCGCUCGAAGUUUUGCCCUCACCAUUCAGCACCUUGAUUCCCAGCUUCGUGAUUCUAUACUCGUAUUUUAUUUGGUUCUAAGAGCCUUGGAUACCGUCGAGGACGAUACAAGUUUGCCUUCAAAAGUGAGAAUACCUAUUUUGGAAACAUUCCAUCUCCGCAUAGCUGAUCCCCGCUGGAGUUUUUCAUGUGGAACCGGAGAUUGUAAGAUUCUUAUGGAGCAAUUUCAUCAUGUUAGAACGGCCUUCCUUGAGCUUAAAAGAAGUCAUCAGGAUGUGAUUAGGGAAGUUACCAGACAGAUGGGAGCUGGAAUGGCAAAAUUUAUUUGCAAGGAGAUAGAGACAAUAGAAGAUCUGAAUGAGUAUGCUCAUUACGUAGCAGGGUUGGUAGGGUUAGGACUUUCUAAGCUCUUUUAUGCUUCUGGGACAGAGGAUUUAGCUCCUGAAUCUCUUUCCAAUUCAAUGGGUUUCCUUCACUCCUUCAGGUAUAUAAAUAUAUAUAUAUAUAUAUAUAAUGCAAAUAUCAUUCGUGAUUAUUUGGAAGAUAUUAAUGAGAUACCAAUGCCACGCACCUUUUGGCCUCGCCAAGUUUGGAGUAAAUAUGUGCACAAACUCGAGGACCUGAAAGAGGAGAACAACUCGAAGAAGGCGUUGCAGUGUUUGAACGAAAUGGUCACAAAUGCUUUGGUUCACGUACCACAUUGUCUCAGAUACCUGUCUGCUUUGAGAGAUCCUGCUAUUUUCAGAUUCUGUGCUGUUCCUCAGGUCGUGGCCAUUGGAACCCUCGCUUUGUGCUACAACAACAUUGAUGUUUUCAGAGUUGCUUUGAAAUUGAGACGCGGUCUGACGGCUAAACUCAUCCACCAAACAAGAACAAUGUCGGAUGUCUAUGAUGCUUUUUCACAAUUCACUUCCAUUAUGAAAGCUAAGGUUGAGCCGGACGAUCCUAGUGCCUCAACUACGCUGAGCAGGAUAGAAGCAAUUCAGCAAAUUUGCAAGCAACAGAAUUCUAAAACUCCAAAACAACAAAGGGAACAUUGCAAGGUCAACAAAGAGUUAGGAUAUCAUUCACCGCAGGGGGUUGCAAUAUAUGUUGCCAUAUGCUUGGCAUUUGCAUAUUUAUACUCCAGCGUGCUCAAUAUAUACUGUAAGUUCAUUCAUUCUCAUUGGAGACUUGUUGUCUUCUUAAGCCCAUUUACAAAGCCCUGA
Neltuma alba is the source of this 1353-nucleotide messenger RNA. Its product is annotated as squalene synthase-like. NCBI's taxonomy places the organism in Eukaryota, Viridiplantae, Streptophyta, Magnoliopsida, Fabales, Fabaceae. The transcript is spliced from 14 exons. Gene Ontology annotation, biological process: farnesyl diphosphate metabolic process; lipid biosynthetic process. Gene Ontology annotation, molecular function: squalene synthase [NAD(P)H] activity. The coding region runs from base 1 to 1353 and encodes 450 amino acids. The record is from RefSeq and is a predicted model, not a curated record. Gene Ontology annotation, cellular component: endoplasmic reticulum membrane.